AUGGAGUUUUACUUUCAAGUAACGUUUUUAAACGAAAUAAUCAGAGAAAUUAUCUCUCCAACUUAUUACACUCCAACACUUAUAACAGAGUACCUUAAAAAUAAUGACAUUGUGCCUACUUUAGAAACAAUAAUUGAAUGUAUUAUUCGGUUUAGAGCACAGCGUCAUGGGAAUUUUUGUAACCAUGCCAUCACUAGAGUAAGGGAAUUAAUUGUAUGCUCUAUAAGUCCGGAUGAAAUGAAUGCUUACAAAAUCCUUGUUAGCCAAGUUCUUGCUAUAUAUGCUCCAGCUCCUCCUCCACAAAUUACAGCACCUUCUUCCGUUUCCGCUUUUUCAGUAUCCACGGCAAUGGUCGAAG
Molecule: messenger RNA, 358 nt
Organism: Scutellospora calospora
Lineage: Eukaryota; Fungi; Glomeromycota; Glomeromycetes; Diversisporales; Gigasporaceae
Source: the annotation of a GenBank genome assembly